AUGGCGCUCAAGGUAUGGCAUCAGUUAACGCCCUAUCUAGUUUUCAACUGUUUUGUCUUUCUUCUCGGGGCCGUGAUGUUCGGCAUUGACACCGGCUCCUUUGGUUCGUUGCAAGCCCUUCCGUCUUUUUUGAGCCGAUUUGGAACCGUGAAUGCCAAGGGGAAGUUCGAGCUGUCACCGACGCGGAAAUCGUUGAUGAACUCAUUGCCAUGGACGGGCAAGAUACUUGGUUGUGCUUUGGUGGAAAGGAUUAUCGAGACUCUUGGCUACAAGAAAACCAUGUAUGUGGUCGGAACAAUUCAGAUCGUGGGAGUUAUUAUCGAAUUGACAGCACACAACUGGGCACAGUUCACUGUCGGCCGUAUAGUGGCCUACUUCGCCGUGGGGCUGGUCGAGAACGUUGUGCCCGCCUACAAUGCCGAGACAGCCCCCGCAGCUGCACGAGGUCUUUUGUCUGGUUCAAUCAUGGCUGUUACAGGUCUCGGAAACCUUCUGGGGGCCGGACUGUCGCGGGCAUACGCGACCACAGAAACGCGGAAAGGUUGGAUGAUCCCAACGGGAAUCCAGCUCGUUCCUGCCGUCUCGUUCCUCGUCCUGGUGCCUUUCACCCCGGAAUCUCCGCGGUGGUUUGUCCUCAAGGGUCGUAAGCAAGCGGCCAAAGCUACCCUCGACAAGAUCAGACCGAAGCAUGAUGUCGACAACGGAGCCACGGCCGCCGAAGUGGAAGCUAUCGACUACCUGAUCGAAGAAUCCCGGGCCAACGAGCGUGGGUCUUGGUUGGAUAUCUUCCGCGGCAACUACUUAAGACGAACCUGGAUCUGCGCGACACUGUUCGUUCUGGAACAAAUGAACGGAAACCAGUUUGUCCUCUCCUACGCUCCUACAUUCUAUGUACAACAGGGUCUAGGCUCCAUGUCCUUCACCUACAACAUCAUCGGCGGGGCGAUUGGGGUCGUUGGAUGUCUGGCAGGGCUUUUUCUUUUCGACAUUACUGGACGUCGUCCCUUAUUCAUCAUGGGCAGUGCCGUGGCAACCUUCCUUCUCUACCUCGCCUCAGGUCUAGGUUUGAUCCGUAAUCCGAACCACAACGAGACCUAUACUCUGGUCGCCUGCUUCAUGAUACUUCCUGCUUUUUGUCGGAUCUCCGCCUCGAACUGUGCUUUCCUGACAGGCGCAGAGAUUGGAGGAGUGCGCAUGAGGAAGAAGAUAAUGGCAUUCGGUACAGUCUGCGAUGUCGUGGCUGCCUUUCUAGUCACCUUCGUAACACCGUACCUGUUACCGGGCAUGGGCGUCAACAUUGGCUGGAUCUUUGGGUCUGUUGCACUAUUUUCCACUCUCUGGGGAGCUCUGUUCUUCCCAGAACUCAAGGGUCGGUCUCUGGAAGAAGUGGACGAGCUGUUCGCGGCCAAGCUCCACGCAUGGCAGUUCAAGAAGUACGAGACGCAUGGAACGGGCCGGCUGCUGACAACGAUCGAAAAUGAAGGAGUCGCUCUGCCGGUGAAGGCCCAGGAGCCGAAGGCUGAAGUUACGCACUCCGAGAUCAUUACGACGAAAUCUGCGGGCGAUUGA
Molecule: messenger RNA, 1569 nt
Organism: Fonsecaea multimorphosa CBS 102226
Lineage: Eukaryota; Fungi; Ascomycota; Eurotiomycetes; Chaetothyriales; Herpotrichiellaceae
Exons: 6
Coding region: 1-1569 (522 amino acids)
Biological process (GO): carbohydrate transport; transmembrane transport
Cellular component (GO): membrane
Molecular function (GO): carbohydrate:proton symporter activity
Source: RefSeq, a predicted model, not a curated record